Molecule: messenger RNA, 2054 nt
Organism: Ilex paraguariensis (yerba mate)
Lineage: Eukaryota; Viridiplantae; Streptophyta; Magnoliopsida; Aquifoliales; Aquifoliaceae
Source: the annotation of a GenBank genome assembly
GUGUGGUUGGGUGGGUGGGUGUCUACUUGAACCUUCAAUUGAUUUCCCUUCAUCCAUUUUUCUCUUUUCAUGCUUUCCAAUCAAAUAUAUAUAUAUAAUAAAUACUAUUCUUCUUCAAUUUCCCUCCCUAUAAUUCCAUUUCUUCUCACUCAUUCAGUCUGUGUCUGUCUAUCUUCUUCUCCGAUCUCUGAAUGCAUCAUCUCACAAUCUCUCUCCAAUCCCCAAUUCGAAGCAAUGGAUUUUCUCCAUAUCAAAUUGUUCUCCAGAACCCUAGACUAUUUCAUACCAUUUUCCCCGAUGUUUUGCAAUACAGCCGGAGAAAUCAUUUUUCGAUCUUCAACUGUAGGGGAGUAGAAUUCUCGGCUCCCAAACGCUGCCUUAAUUCACUGAGCUUAGCCGAUAAUGGUUCUGUAGAUGAUGAGAGAUUGAGAAGCUGCGUCGCAAUGAAGAACGUCGAUGUGGCGACUCUCGGAAACCUUUGUGUGGAUAUUGUUCUCAAUGUCCCCAAGUUGCCUCCCAAGUCGUUUCAGGAACGGCUAGCUUAUAUGGAAGAAUUGUCCAAGUCACCGCCCGAUAAGCAAUACUGGGAAGCUGGUGGUAACUGCAAUAUGGCCAUAGCAGCAGCAAGACUGGGACUUCAUUGUGUUGCAAUUGGUCAUGUUGGUGAUGAAAUGUAUGGCCGCUUCCUCUUAGAUGUUCUCCAUGAUGAAGGAAUUGGUACGGUUGGGAUGAGUGACCUGAAUGACAAUGUUGACAGUUCAAGUGCUGCAUAUGAGACACUUCUAUGCUGGGUUUUGGUGGACCCUUUUCACAGACAUGGUUUUUGCAGAUGGGACAGCAUUUUUUUUUAUCCUGGACCACGAGGAAAGACCCAAGUGACAGGAACACCAGAAGAACAGAGAGCACUUGACAAGUUCUUGAGGAUGAGUGAUGUUCUUCUACUAACGUCUAAGGAGCAAUACUGGGAAACUGGUGGUAACUGCAAUAUGGCCAUAGCAUCAGCAAGACUGGGACUUCAUUGUGUUGCAAUUGGUUAUGUNGCAAUUGGUCAUGCUGGUGAUGAAAUAUGGGACAACAUUUUUUUUUAUCCUGGACCACGAGGAAAGACCCAAGUGACAGGAACACCAGAAGAACAGAGAGCACUUGACAAGUUCUUGAGGAUGAGUGAUGUUCUUCUACUAACGUCUAAGGAGGAUGAAUCAUUGACUGGAAUAGGAAAUCCAAUACUGGCAGCCCAGGAGUUGCUCAGGAAAAGGGUCCGCACAAAAUGGGUGAUUGUUAAAAUGGGUGCAAAAGGCUCAAUUCUAAUAACCAUGUCAAAUAUAUCUUGUGCACCUGCAUUCAAGGAAACACCCACUAUGACACAGUUAUGGCAUAGUGUCCAGCCUGUAGAUCUGGACACUAUUGAUAGCUCACCUGGUCAAGAAUUUUCUCUUGAAACUGAGCAUGAACAGUUUGGGUAUCGGAAAUUACGAGCCUUUGCUCAGAAUUUGAAUUCAUAUGUCUCAUAUCUGCUUGGGCUUAAAUAUAGUGUUUCUUGUUUUCUCCGACUGCUACUUGGGAAACUUGCAUUGGGGUAUCGGAAAUUACGAGCCUUUGCUCAGAAUUUGAAUUCAUAUGUCUCAUAUCUGCUUGGGCUUAAAUAUAGUGUCUCUUGUUUUCUCCGACUGCUACUUGGGAAACUUGCAUUGGUUGACUUACAUGGCCUUAACCAUCAAGAGAAGCUUGCUUUUUGGAUCAACACUUACAAUUCGUGCAUGAUGAAUGCCUUUCUAGAACAUGGAAUACCAGAGAACCCUGAGUUGGUGGUUGCACUGAUGCAAAAGGUAUUUCCAAUCCAGCCAAUCCUUCCAUUCAUGCAUUUAUACUGUCAUAUUCUGGUGUGGAAACAUGUUGUCCGGAAAGGGGAUGCGGUUGUUAAUGCCACUUGUGGAAAUGCGUAUGACACCUUGGUAAUGCUCAAAAUGGUUGCUGAUCAGUCAAAGAGAGGUCGUGUUUAUGGAAUGGAUGUUCAAAAAGUUGCUAUAGAAAGCACUUCAUCUUUGUUAGAUUAA